Phragmites australis (common reed) is the source of this 1371-nucleotide messenger RNA. Its product is annotated as protein transport protein SEC13 homolog B-like. Gene Ontology annotation, cellular component: nuclear pore outer ring; COPII vesicle coat. Bases 180 to 1097 code for a protein of 305 amino acids. The record is from RefSeq and is a predicted model, not a curated record. The transcript has 2 exons. NCBI's taxonomy places the organism in Eukaryota, Viridiplantae, Streptophyta, Magnoliopsida, Poales, Poaceae. Gene Ontology annotation, biological process: COPII-coated vesicle budding; protein import into nucleus. Gene Ontology annotation, molecular function: structural molecule activity; protein binding.
AUCGACGACCCGACGCGGAGAGGUCGCCAGUUUCCGCCGCAGCGAUCUCGCUCCUCGUCGUCGGCUUCUAUCGCAAUCUAGCUCCUCGUCGUCCCCUCCGGCCUCCGAGGGAGUUCAAAGUGGUCAACACAGAAGAGUUGGUUCUCAUUCUUUUUUGUUCAAUUUAUAUCAUUGGAGCAAUGCCACCUCAUAAGAUCGAGACUGGGCAUCAAGAUGUGGUGCAUGAUAUUGCCAUGGAUUACUAUGGGAAGCGUCUUGCUACAGCCUCCUCUGAUAACACGAUAAAGAUCAUUGGCGUAAGUGGCACCUCGCACCAGCAACUUGCAACUUUGAGUGGACACCAGGGCCCAGUUUGGCAAGUCGCAUGGGCUCAUCCUAAGUUUGGUUCAAUGCUUGCAUCCUGCAGCUAUGAUGGCCGGGUUAUCAUCUGGAAAGAAGGGAGCAAACCUGAUGAAUGGGCUCAGGUACACACUUUUGUUGAGCACAAGUCCUCUGUCAAUUCCAUUGCAUGGGCACCUCAUGAGCUGGGUCUAUGCUUGGCUUGUGGUUCAUCUGAUGGGAACAUUUCAGUCUUCACUGCUCGUUCUGAUGGAGUGUGGGACACAACACGCAUUGAUCAGGCGCAUCCAGUGGGUGUUACCUCAGUUUCUUGGGCUCCAGCAGUGGCACCGGGUGCUCUUAUCAGUCCAGGAUCUUCUGGCCAGUUUGAAUAUGUUCAGAAACUUGCUUCUGGUGGCUGCGACAAUACAGUAAAGGUGUGGAAGCUCAACAACGGAAGUUGGAGGAUGGAUUGUUUCCCCGCCCUACAGAUGCACAGGGAUUGGGUGAGAGACGUUGCAUGGGCACCAAACCUAGGCCUCCCAAAGUCCACUAUUGCCAGUGCCUCUCAGGAUGGAACGGUUGUUAUCUGGACAGCAGCAAAAGAGGGUGAGCAGUGGGAAGGCCGAGUCCUGUAUGAUUUCAGAACUCCUGUGUGGAGGCUGUCGUGGUCGCUGACUGGAAAUAUACUGGCAGUGUCUGAUGGCAACAACAAUGUGACCCUGUGGAAAGAAGCUGUGGAUGGUGAAUGGCAGCAAGUGACCACUGUAGAGCCAUAGAUUUUUGAGUUAUUCGUCGACCUUUGUUACAUUAUCAUAAUAAUGUCAUUUUCCGGCAAGGUGGGUUGGUCACAGGUGGAGCUGUUCGUAGUUGUUAUGCUUCUGCUUUCAUAGCAAUUAGCAAGGCGCGAACAGGGUAUGGGACAUGGUUUUGCCUCUAACAAAGGCAGGAAAUUAGCUCUACCGUUUCAACUGUGCUCGUGUGUGGUGUCCCGUAUUGUAGGAUAAUCGACACUACUGCUAAUUAUGAGUUCUAUGGAUCAUAUUGUGUCUU